Molecule: messenger RNA, 2820 nt
Organism: Rotaria sp. Silwood1
Lineage: Eukaryota; Metazoa; Rotifera; Eurotatoria; Philodinida; Philodinidae
Source: the annotation of a GenBank genome assembly
AUGGCUAUUGAUGUCGCAAUCUGGUGGCUUCGUUGUUUAUCAUUUAUUAUCGUCAUACCAUUUCUUGGACCACAUCUCGUAGCUAUUGGAAAAAUGCUUCAAGAUCUUGUAUUCUUUUUAUGCAUUAUUGCAGUUGUUAUGAUUGGUUAUGGUGUUGCAUCUCGUUCAAUGGUUUAUUAUCCAGUAGAGAAUGGUUUUACAACAAAAACAAAUGGUUCUAUAGAUAAUAGUUUUGAUGGUAGAGCUGUUUUUCAUCAAGUUCUAUAUCCUGUUUACUAUUUGUUAUACUCACAAUUUGGUAACGAAUUACAAAAUCUUGAUAAUAAUUCUGAUGCUGGCUGGUCCAUUGCUACUCAUGUAUUACUUGCUUUUCAUAUGAUUUUUGUGAAUCUUUUACUAGCUAAUCUACUUAUAGCUAUGUUUAGUAAACGAUUUGAUGAAGUUCAUGAAGAUACACAAAAUAUUUGGCGUUCACAAACAUAUUUAUAUACACGUGAAUAUUAUGCACGUUCACCAUUUUUACCACCAAUAAGUCUUUUUUAUGAUAUUUAUUAUUUAAUUCGUAUGUUCGUCUUCUUUAUAAGACGAACUUGUUUAAAACAUUCAGAAGAUUCAAAGGCUAUAACUUUUAAAAUUGUUCCCAAUAAUAAAUCUAUUGUAAAAGAAUGGUAUGAAUUUGAAGAUUCAGCAACAUAUGAACAUGCUUAUGAAAAAGUAAAAGAAUGGAAAGCUACACUUGAAAAAUCAAAAUUGGAAUUCGAUUCAGGUAAUAAAGUAAAAAAGGUUCAAAAUGAUAAUAAUUCAGAUAAUAAAGCGAAAAAGGAUAAAAAGGUUCCAAAUGACAAUGAUCCAGAUAAUAUUCUUAAUAGUUUGAAAGAAAUACAAAAUGAUUUGAGUAAAUUGAAAUUGAAAAUUGAAGCUACACCUGGCGAUGUGAAUAUGGCAUCUAAGUAAAAUAUAUCAUCAACCGAUGACAAAUUACAUACUCAAUAAUUUAUUUUGUUUUUAGAAAUGAAUAAGAAAAACAGUGAAAUUAAUAUGCAAUUCAAUAACUUCAAGAACUUUAAUUAUUAUUCAUUUAACGAACUGUUAUAUUUUUUACUUUUGUAUUCAUUUUCAAUUCAAAUUUUCUUUAAGUUCUGCAAUUGAACCGAUGUUUUACUUUUUAUUCUUUUCAUUUAUUUAAGCACAUAAUCUGGAAAAUUUGAUUUUGGACAAUUGAUUUUGACAUAUUAUCUAUUUGUUUCAGGAAACAAAUUAAAUGGUCAAUACUAUAAAGAAAAUUUUCAGUAGAUACAUCUGACUAGGCUGUGGGUUUGAAUUUUCAUACUAGAUUGGAACUUUGCUAUGAGUUAGAAGUGUUGAUGUUGAAUUUGAUUGUAAUGGUUAGAAGUAGGAGUGACAAUAAUGUGUAUAUACCUACACUUGUAUCUCAGACUGAACUCAUAUACAUAAAUAAAAAAGAGUAAUUUCUAUAAAUAUUCUUUGUUAAAAUAUCGUUCCUAACAACUCGAAAUCAAUAAGUCUUUUUAAAUUGAUUACUAAGCUUUUCAAAAUACUUACUAUAGUAAAGCUAAUUUUUUUUACUAAGGAAAAAUUACUGAACAAUUAAAUAUAGAUCUUGAUUUAAUAAUUUUUGAUUAUUUUUAAUUGAUUUCAUAUUGUUUUGAAGUUAAUAUGUUUAAUAAAAUAUUCAAUUGAAAUCAUAUUAAUGGGUGACAUAGGCAUCAUGAUAAUGGUCGCUUUUUGCAUUUUAAUUUUCAUUCAUUUAGUAUAUCGUAUUUAAAAAGCAAAAUAUACUACGAGAUAUAGCAGAAAAAACUCUACAGUCUACACAGUAAACCUUAUUGCAAUUGCUGUCCAAAACAAGCAAAACUUUCUGCGAUCAAUUUUCUCAUGGUUGAAAUUUAGAUCGCUCCAAACUUUGUUGAUUGGGUGGGGUGUGGGGAUUCCAGGACUUCGCCAAUAAGACUUUCGCCAAUUAUUAGCGAAAAUCCAGAGUUUGUACUGGCGAAAGUCCGCUGAACUUUCGCCAAUUGGCGAAUAUCCAAGGGUAAAUUGGCGAAAGUCGAAUCGAUUUUCAUUAAUGGCGGUGGAGGUGGAACAAACAUGCGUAUUAUAAGCGAUGAGAACUAUCUAUAGAAUUAAAACAUGUACCUCAAUUCAUACAGUUAUGAAUAUAGUUGAUGUCAACCUCUCUAAUCAAAACUGCCAUUAUACUUAGAUUGGAGAAAGUUCAUUGAAAAUUCGCCAAUUGGCGAAAGCACUGGAAGUUCGCCAAAUGGCGAAAAUACAGGGGGUAUAUUGGCGAAAGUUCACUGCACAUUCGCCAAUGGCGAAAGUCCAGUUUGCGAAAUUUCUAUUGACGACCUUCCGGUAACCCCUUUAUUCUGAUAAAAUUCAUAAAGAAUACAUAUUGUUACGUGAUCUAACACUGAUAAAAGCUUUGGAACUCUAUGUUAUUUUCAUCACGAAUUCUGAAACAUCAAAGAUGUCCAAUAUGUGAAUUUUUCUCUUAUAUUGGAUGAGUUAUAAGAAAUUAGAAGCCCAAAAUUUUGAACGGAAAAUUUUAUGUUGAGUAUAACUGAUGAAAGUCUGUGACCAUAAAAAAAUUUCAAGUCAAUCAAUCGUGCCAUUCUUGAGAUAUGGCCUUGUCAGGAGUUAUCUUUCUCAAUGCAUUGAUUUCUAAUACUUUUCGUCAAAUGGUUAUGAACAUGUCAAUGUAGUUGAAUAUUUUUCGAAAUGGCUUACACCAAAGUUCAUAAAACUCUUUCCUCAAUAAACAUAUAUCAAAUUGAGCAAAACCUGAUGAACUUGAUU